Molecule: messenger RNA, 1114 nt
Organism: Lycium barbarum (goji berry)
Lineage: Eukaryota; Viridiplantae; Streptophyta; Magnoliopsida; Solanales; Solanaceae
Exons: 3
Coding region: 554-1114 (186 amino acids)
Biological process (GO): proteolysis
Molecular function (GO): cysteine-type peptidase activity
Source: RefSeq, a predicted model, not a curated record
GACAAAAAUUGGUUCUACUUGUUAUCAAUGGAAGGGAGACUUUGGAAUGAUGAGGUUCGUUUUUUUUACAGAAUAUCCUUUUUCCAUUUGCAUGUUUGAAUGUUUAUUUUACGAUCUAUUUCGUUAAAUAUUCCUCAUUUUCACUGUUUUUUCUACAUGUAUUUCACUGUCUCCAUCAUAUAUUUUCGAUGUAUUUCACUGUUUUGUUUUUUGUUAUAACAUUCUGUUAUAUUCCUAAUGUGAUAUGCUUCUGUUUUUUUCAGUGGUUUUGCUAUAUUUUUUUCAAUAUAUUUCAUUGUAUUUUUUAUGAAGUAACAACUGAGAUGACUGACUGCCCCUAUUUUUUAUUUUGCAGCAUCUUGAUGUUAUUUUUUACUACCUCCGUAAGAAAGGCAAAUAUGAAGAUAACAGCACAUACAAAUAUACCACCGUCAGCUGUAUACUACAUACCAUAAUCACAGAGAUUUACCAUGCUUGGAAAAAUCCGGAAUCAUCCACAAGUGUUGCUAGCAAGGAAUCUGACGUAUGUGAGUACAUAAAUGGGUACAGGUUGAUGGGUAAUGUACCAUGGCAUACAGUUGACAACAUAUUAAUCCCUGUCAAUGUGAAAGAGGAAAAUCACUGGAUUUUAGUGGUUAUAUCAUUCAUUGACAGAUGUCUGUAUGUGUACGACUCAUAUCGAGCAGCAGGGCAUGAUGCCAUCAUUAUGAGAGAAGUUAACAUGAUGGCUGCCCUUGUGCCACAUCAUCUACAAAUGUCCGGUUUUUAUGAAAAGAAGAAGGAUAUAGAUUUUCAGAAUCACCCCGCUUACAAAAACAGAGCACUAAAUGAAGAUUUUGAUGUCGUUAAUGUGGACGAUCUACCACAACAACCAUCUGGAAGCAUGGAUUGUGGUGUAUAUGUGGCAGCUUUUGCUGAAUUCUUGAGCUCGGGUGAAGGCAUUCCAGUCAUUAUUGAUGCAAAGUUUCACCGUCAGAGAUAUGGUGCACUUCUUUGCGAUUAUGCUUGGGGAAAGGCAAACCAGAAUGCAGAAAGUGAUAACGAGCAACCACCAAGACCAGUCAGGCCUAUAGUUGAUUACGAUGCAGUGAAUAUAGCAGAUGACGUAGAGUAG